This is a messenger RNA of Lodderomyces margitis, 1776 nucleotides long. RefSeq lists its product as uncharacterized. Gene Ontology annotation, molecular function: metal ion binding. The record is from RefSeq and is a predicted model, not a curated record. The transcript has a single exon. Lineage: Eukaryota; Fungi; Ascomycota; Pichiomycetes; Serinales; Debaryomycetaceae. The coding region runs from base 1 to 1776 and encodes 591 amino acids.
AUGUUAGAAACAGCUAUCCGAAACCAACCCACAGCAGAGUCGUCUUCUCUUAAGUCUAAACCAACUUCAAUACCCCCAGCAACUGCCACAGAAUCUGUCACAACAAAAGAAACUAACACAAGGAGAAUGUCGCAGAUUGUAGUUACUCCAUCCCAAAUUCUCUGUGGUUCUUUGGACAACAACUUGUUGAGCGCUUCAAAUGGCACUGGAACCACGACCCCGUUGUAUGAAGAGACUGAUGGUAUUUCGAACAACCUUGAAGCCAAGAAUUGCAAAUCUGCUGAACUUCCGCCAUUCUCAUUUCUGAAAAAGCCCAUAGAAGAUAAAAGAAACUUUAGUGACAAAAUAAUGCUGAAUAUUACAACAAGUUUCGGUAAAAAGAACCCUCCAAGACAAUCUCAAUUUGACAAACUGCACCACAAAUUGCCAAAGCACAUUGAACUUGAUGACUACGACCAACAAAUCAGGUUUCCUCAGAUGAAAACCAAUAAUUACGUAUAUAAUCCAAUUAACAACAGCAAUGAAUCGUUUGAGAUGGCAACGGCGGCGGCGGCGGUAAAGGAGGAGGAGGAAGCUAAAGUAUUAAUUAAGGAUGUAAAAGACUAUGCUGUUGACGAAGGGUACAAACCGGCUUUUUUUGAUUUGAAUCAGCCGAUAAGACGCUAUUCAACACCAAAUAAAGUUACUUUGAAUGAUGAAAUCAGGUUACUUGAGGAAUAUACUCGCAACAAUUGCAUUUAUGAAAAUAAUAAACUUCAAUCCUUGACUACACUGAACAGCACUCAGCAGGAGGGUAGUUUGUCAUCUAUGCAAGGAAAUAGCUCUGCUCGGCUCAAGAAUCAAGUAAGCUUCCCAAAGUUAUAUCACAAGGAUCUGAAGCAAAAGUUGAACCAAGUGUACCAAAUGAAAAAGCCAUUGUUGACACCGGCAGUUUUGAGAGCAGAACCUCAGCCAAUUCAGGAGCAAUGCCAGUAUUUACCGCCCCAAGAAGUAAUCCACCCACAACCUUGUUGGCCCAAGCUGCAAUCUACUCAACCACAAAAUGCUAAAGCUUUUACAUCAAAAUUCACAAUAUUUACAGUAGAGCAACAAGCUCUUAACAUUGGCAUUGAGCCAAGUCACCAUCAUUGGCAACCAAACAACGCAACCAAAGCCUGCAUGUCGUGCCUUCGUCCAUUUUACAGCUCGCUUGUCACUAUGAUAUAUGACGUGCCGAAACGUCAUCAUUGUCGCUUUUGCGGAUUGGUCUUUUGUAAGCUGUGCUUAAAUCCUACACAAACUUCAAAUACGCCGACAACAGGAUCUUCAUCAACCGCAUCUUUAGUAGCAACCAUAAAUUCACAACAAACCAGUACCGUCGCAACAAUGAAGCCAAUAAUUGAUAAAAAUGCCAAUUUUAUUAUCCCAGUGACAACAGCAACUUCUACCAACCUUGCGUCUUUGCCUCGCUUCAAGACAUGUCCCAAGUGCACUACUCUUUAUCUGGUGCUAGUCGCUGAGAUCAGUAAUCCAGAAAACGUUACUAAUUUACUCGAUAGAGUGGAAAGGGAUUCAAGCAUUGUAAACACUCCAUAUGUUGUGGUCGAGAAUCCCUACAUACAAGAUGGCAAAAUGUUUGGCUGCGAUACAACAACGUUUAAUUUCAAGCGAUUGAGUAUAUGUAGUCCUAAAAAUGGGGGGAUUGGAACUGAAAGUAAUGAUGUUUGUACUGAGAGUGAACGCCGAAUAAGUGUUGCUGGUGAUAUGCCUACUGAUUGGACGUGGAGUUCUUUUUAG